CAAGAAUCGUUAGUCGACUGAUAUCGUCCGCGUACUGUGAACGUGUACAUUAAAUAUUAUUCUUCAAUUUCUCACAAAAAAUAUAAUCAAAAAUAACAUCAUGGGGUGCGGUGAAUUCCUUGUGAAAUACAUACUGUUCUUCGCGAACUUAUUCUUCGCGUUGGCCGGUCUAACUCUCCUGGGCAUCGGAAUUGCCGUGCAGCUGAAAGUGUCAGAAGUGGUGGAUAUUCUGGACAGCAGUAAUGUGGCGGUGGCGCCCAUCAGUGCUAUGGUCGUGGGCGCCGUGGUCUUCGUCAUCGCAUUCUUCGGGUGCUGUGGAGCUAUACGAGAGAGCAACUGCAUGCUUGUUACGUACUCAAUCUUCAUGAUUAUCCUGAUGGUGCUGAAGAUCACAUUGGCGACGAUGAUCUUUGUCAAUCUGAACGCCUUCAUCGAGACGAUCCCGAAGGUGCUCAACGAAGCUUUCACAAGAGACCCCAAGUCUUUCGAAAACCUUCAGAGCGCGUUCCAAUGUUGCGGCACGACAGGACCGGGCUCGUACAACUCGCUGCUCCUCCCAGACUCCUGCUGCGCCACCACGCCCUGCACGCCCCUCAAUUCUUACGGAGGAUGCAACGACAAGAUGGCCGAGUUCAUCAACACCUUCGGACUCACCAUAGGAAUUGUGGCUAUUGGAGUCGGCGCUGUUGAGCUGUUGGCUGUUAUCUUCGGUCUCUGUCUUGCAAAUCACGCGCGCAACAAGGACAGAAGAGCUCGGUACUGAUCUCAUACUGCUGAGAACACAUUCGUCAUUAAAACAAAGCAAAAAUUAUAACAAUCUACAAAAAAUACGAUAGAAGUCUAAUAUAGCGCCUGUGACUUUCUUAAUAGCAAUGACCACGUUGAAUGUUUCUAAUCAUUAAUUACACUUAUACUGUCUAGGCGUUUACAGGAAUCAUGAAAGCAUAUUGUGUUAUUUGUUUAAGUGAUUAGAUAUAGUUAAGAAUUAUAAACCGUGACAAGAAUAA
Messenger RNA from Pectinophora gossypiella (pink bollworm), 1007 nucleotides. RefSeq names its product 23 kDa integral membrane protein-like. Lineage: Eukaryota; Metazoa; Arthropoda; Insecta; Lepidoptera; Gelechiidae. Gene Ontology annotation, cellular component: membrane. The record is from RefSeq and is a predicted model, not a curated record. The transcript is spliced from 5 exons. Bases 101 to 763 code for a protein of 220 amino acids.